Linum tenue is the source of this 1307-nucleotide messenger RNA. The record is from the annotation of a GenBank genome assembly. NCBI's taxonomy places the organism in Eukaryota, Viridiplantae, Streptophyta, Magnoliopsida, Malpighiales, Linaceae.
ACAGAUAAUGCAUCCCCCUUCCCCUAUAUUAACAGCCACCCGCUCUUUGAAAAUCAUCAGCAAAAACUGCAAGACAAAACACAGAGGUGGGAAAAAACAUGGCAAUGGCGUCCCUGUUGCUCCUACUGCUCGUAUUUGCCGCUGCACCCUUCUCCGUCGCGCCUCUCGCCGUCUUCGAGCCCGGAAGCUUCGAGACCACCACCCUGGAUGUCGGCAGAAGGGACCCCUCCUCGCCGCCAAGGCCGCUCCUAGUCACCGCUCCGACCAUCCCCGGCAGCUACCCGAUCCUGCUCUUCGCCCACGGCACUUACCUCCAACCCAAUUUGUACACCAUGCUCUUCCGCCACAUUUCUUCCCAUGGCUUCAUCGUCGUCGCACCGCGGUUAUUUGACCGGGUGCUGCCGUCGGGACCAACGGAAGUCGAUUACGUGGCACAAGUCGCGAACUGGCUUCCCUCGGGACUCCCCUCCGUCCUUCCGGCAACCGUGGAGCCGAAUCUCGGCAAGCUCGCCGUCAGCGGCCACAGCCGGGGAGGGAAAUCGGCGUUCGCGCUCGCCCUCGGAUACGCCGAAACCCCACUCGUCGACGGCGUCACCAUUUCAGCAAUCGUCGGGGUCGACCCGGUCGCCGGGCGGAGCAAAAACCGACGCACCGACCCGAGAAUCCUCACCUACGAGCCCCAUUCCUUCAACCUGUCCGUUCCGGUGUCGGUGAUCGGGACGGGGCUGGGAAACAAGGGGAAGUCACUCCUGACGCCGCCCUGCGCACCGGACGAGGUGAACCACGUGGAGUUCUACAGGGAGUCCAGGGCUCCGGCGAGCCACUUCGUGGCGAGCGAUUACGGGCACAUGGACAUGCUGAACGACUGGUUUCUUGGCAUGAUGUGUAGGAGCGGGAGGGGGCCCAGAGGUCCGAUGAGGAGAGCCGUCGGAGGGAUUGUGGUGGCGUUUCUGAAGGCGUAUUUGGAAGGGCGGAGGGAUGAUUACGUGGCUAUACUGGAAAAUCCUCUGGCGGCUCCGGUGAAGCUUUCCCCCGUCGACAACAUUGUUCCAUACGCCACUCUGGCUGGCGGCGGCCUCAAUCUAGCAGCAGCAUGAAGCCGUAGCCGGCCCUUGACUUGACUUGGUCUUCCGUCAAACUUUAGCAGAAGAGUGGAUUUGGUUAUCCGCAAUGAAUGGGAUUUGUCAUUUGUUUAUGGUGUUGUUAUUUCAAUUCCAAUAAUUCCUCUCAUUAUCAAAAUGUCAUAUAUGUAAGUUAUGAACAUGAAUGAAUAAAGAAGGUAAGGAGGUACUAUUGUGUUUGUGGUA